AAUGUGGCAACACUGUCGCUAUUGAACAUGGAGAAUUCAACGAUCGUAUAGGUAACAAACUGAACCCAACUUUCAUUCUUGUAGUCGCUUCUCUGGUUGUCCGUUGUGUGCGGUCCAAAAGAACAGAAAUUCAUUCUGUACCAUUUUCGGUGACAGAACAUGUGAUUUCGGUUAUCGAAAAGUGCUUGUAGUUUCGAAGGCAAUAUUAUAGAACAAAAAAAAAUGCGUGGUAUUAGUGUCAAGUGUAGGAUUUUUGUAACAGUUCUAAUAAUUGCACAUGUCAGAGAGACAUGCAGUCAGUUAACAGAAACAGACUUCGUUCCACAAGUUUCGGCUACGUGUAAAGGAAACCACAUGAAUAUUCGAGUGAAUUUUAAUAACUCGUUUAGUGGAGCUGUACACGCUAGGGAUUUCCGGACGACGUCUUGUAUGAAAUAUGGAGACGGCUCAAAAUCAGUUACACUCGACAUCAAUUAUAUGGCUCAGCCUGGAGCGCCAGAUUAUUGCGGACUGUUUGUUAACAAUAAAACGGAAGAGCGUUCAGUACCUAUAGCAGUCCGUAUUCAUCGUACACUCGAGCUGGCCGACGAUAAAUUCUACGUUAUUACUUGCGGAAAAUUGGGCUUUAGAAAUUCCAGAAACGAAACUUCCUCGGUAUCUCUGAGACUUAUUGAAAAUAACCGAAAAGUCACCGAAGCAGUUUAUCAUCGACCAUACACCUUACGAACUGAAAUAUCCAGACCGGACGGUAUAUAUGGAUUUAGAGUUAAGAACUGUUUUGCCUUCAACAAACCCAAUGACACCGUACUACUUUUGGACGACAGAGGAUGUCCGGUAGACGAAGAUACACUUUUAGGUCCGUUUGCUUACGAUAUCAAAACAGGAACUGCGAAUGCGCAACUCAAAUCGAUGUUCAGGUUUCCAGAUAGCUCCGAAGUCCAUUUUCAGUGUGACGUAUCCCUUUGCAAAGAUACUUGUCCUCAGUUAAUAUGUAGCGGAGAUUCAGUAAAAUCUAGAGCGCUAAACGCAGACGAAGGUGUACUAAUGGCAGCUACAAGUGUCUUCGUUGUAGAUCCAGCCGACGCUCCACGGAUACAAGAAUUAUGCGACGAUGGAAACGUACAUCCUUCAUGGCUACUGUGGUUAUGUGUAGCACUAGGUAUACUGUUCUUAUUGAUGUUGAUAAUAAAUAUUUUCCUAUGCUCCGCCAUGACUUGCGCCUGCGCUAGAACGGAAAUUAUCGAAAAGGAACCUAGUAUAAUAGAAGAUUACGAUCCUUAUAGAAGCUGGCACGGAAGUCAGUACGGAUCAAGGUAUUCCUUAAACGGAGCGCCUCAUAAUCCAAAAGGAUACGCGUCAGGUGGUUCGACAAUGAAUUCAACGCGAUCCGUAUCUUCACACAGCGACCAUUACGCCAUCGUCCAUUCAAGACCCGGUAGUAGAAGUUAUAAUUCCAAACCACGAGGUCCUCCGUCACACAUCGGAAGUCACUAUAGCAACAAAUAGAAUUAAUUAAAGAUAAUAGGUACCUUUGAAUGUGUUCACCAAAUCAAAAUGAACUACCAUAUAGUCGCACUAAAAGUUUAAGUGAAAAUUUUCAAGAAUAGACGUGAAAUAUUGGAACUAAUCAGUUUUAUAAACCGAAAAAUGAACAAUAUUAGACGAUAAAAGUGUAAAACGCAUCAAUUAUCUUAUCAUUUCGACCAUAUCCUUCCCUUCCUUACCACGCUUAUUAUUCUCUAUUCUCUCUCUAAGGAGCUACUCGAGAUCCUGGUAAUCAUCGUUAACAAGUCUUUUAAUAUCCUUUAUUCUUCCAAGUUACCUUCUCUGUUGUAAUACAUCAUCUUCUUCAUCUAGAUAUUGAAUCGAAUCCACAACUCUUCAAAUAUUUUCCUAGUAGUGUCGUCCAUGAUCCAUUGACUCUAAUUCUGAUCCAUGUUUUGAUAGAUCUACUAAAUCCUGAUGUUUCAAGAUGUAUCCUUGCUUCAUACGCGUUUUCUAUGCUGCUUGAGAUUUUUUUUAAUGGAGCAAAGGACCUCUAUAAUGUCCGUUUCAGUAAAUGUAGAAAAAAAAUAAAGUUACCCUUCGAUUGAUUAAAAUGUAGGAGCGGAUAAACUCUUCAUAGAACCUGAUCUUUUAGUAACAUCAGUUACAAAACAAUACAGCACUGAAAAAGAAGGUUUGAAGAGGUCUACGGAGGUUGAGACAGACAAAGACGCUCCUGUCAACCCCUUGUCAAUGGACACUUGAAGACGCUAAUUCCAGCAGACAAUGCACGUGCAGUGCAGUUCUGUUAUGUAGAGGAGAAGACCUCCAUCUACAUUCUUUGGAAAUCUACAACAUUUCACAUGGAAAGAUAUGAAAUAGAAGAUGAAGAACAGCUUUGAUUACAUAUCGGUUAUUUGCUGUUGCUUCAAAUUGAAUAUUUCUUUCCUCAAAUCUAUACUUCUUGUACAUUGUACACAAAACAAAUCAUAUUAUUAAAAUCAGAACAUUAUCGUGUAAUUUCGUCACUAAUUAUUCUAAAAUGAAUUACAGACAAUACUAGAUUGUAAGGUAAGAUAAUAAAAUUACUAAUUUGGAUGAAUGUAAGUUAAUUUAGAUGCGUGCUCUUGCUCUAUCUCUAAUAAAUUAUAUUGAACGAUUUCUCUAAAACUGACUUUGCUUAUUUGUCGACCUAGUAUUGACGAGUAACUUUAUAAUUAUGCUUCAAUGUUUUUUUUUUCAAAUAAGAAAUUAACUAUAUACUUUGUUUCAAACUACGAUAAAUACUUGAUAUAAUUCUUCAGCGUCCCCUUUACAAUUUGAGUUAACUAAAGUUGCAAGCCUUCAAUAAUAAAUUAUCACGCAAUAUUAUAUUUUUGUUUUUCUUUAAUUGUACACACUUAACUAUUGUGAUAAAUACUACACAUCAAUUUUAAUAAGUUUUAAUGUUAUUUUAAUCCUGGUAUACCCAUUAAUAUUAUUAAUAAUUAUCGAUAAAGAUUUUUCAAAACUAACAAGAAAAAAAUAUUAUCUAGUCCAUUAAUUGACAGAAAAUAAAAUUCUUAUUAUAUAAUAGGAAGUAUGAUAUCUAACUGAAUUUAAAGGAAUUUGAAAAUGUAAAUUAUAUUAAUAUAUAGGUUAAUGAUCGAUUGUUAAAAAUUGUAAAGAAAACUGUAAUCACCUUUGUAAAUAUUAUUAUACAACAAUAAAUUUGUGAUUAAUU
Molecule: messenger RNA, 3208 nt
Organism: Diorhabda sublineata
Lineage: Eukaryota; Metazoa; Arthropoda; Insecta; Coleoptera; Chrysomelidae
Exons: 5
Coding region: 223-1506 (427 amino acids)
Source: RefSeq, a predicted model, not a curated record